AUGUCGGCUUACAAAGACCAGGAUCCUCGUCUUCACGGCAUCAAAACUAAGAUUCGUGUCGUCCCAAAUUUCCCCAAAUCCGGUAUUAUGUUCCAAGACAUCACUACACUGCUGCUGGAUCCCAAAGCAUUUAAGGACACUAUCGAUUUGUUCGUUGAGCGCUACAAAGGCAAAAACAUUUCUGUGGUUGCAGGAAUUGAAGCUCGAGGUUUUAUUUUUGGUCCUCCCAUUGCACUGGCUAUAGGAGCGAAGUUUGUUCCAUUGAGGAAACCAAAGAAGUUGCCUGGAAAAGUAAUUUCUCAAGAAUAUAUCCUGGAAUAUGGAAGGGACUGUCUUGAGAUGCAUGUCGGAGCUGUUGAACCUGGUGAGCGUGCUUUAGUGGUUGAUGAUUUGAUUGCAACGGGAGGAACACUCUGUGCAGCUAUGGAUUUGCUAGAACGUGUGGGAGCAGAAGUAAUGGAGUGUGCAUGUGUAAUUGAAUUACCGGAACUAAAGGGUCGUGAGCGUUUGAACGGGAAGCCAUUGUACGUGUUGGUGGAAUAUAUGGAGAUAUGA
Sphenostylis stenocarpa is the source of this 555-nucleotide messenger RNA. The record is from the annotation of a GenBank genome assembly. Lineage: Eukaryota; Viridiplantae; Streptophyta; Magnoliopsida; Fabales; Fabaceae.